AAUGAGGGCCUUCAUCUUACUUCUCAUUAUAUGAACCACAACUUUUUCUGUGGACGUGAAUAACCUCCUGGUUGGGUAUGAUAAGAGCAUACUUCCUGGAGGGAAUGAUGUGACAGUUGUGAAUUAUACUCUUACAGCUCCUUACUUCUUGGAGAUCAAUGAAAUCAACACUCAUUUAUGGAUAUCUGUUGUUGAGUACAUGUCAUGGGUUGAUACAAGACUUCAGUACACACCAGCACCUUCUCAAGAAAGCAUGAAAAUGAAUUCCUAUAUUUACAAGUUGUGGGUGCCAAUAACAGAUUUUAAGGAUAGAAUGGACCGAACUUUCAAAGAUAGACGGGACUCAAGUGACCUGAUUUUAUACCCUAAUGGCACUUUGAUCUACACAACAAGAAGAACAAUGAGGAUUAGGUGCGAUUUUUCUUUUCGACUGAUUCCUUUUGAUAAGCAUACCUGCUCAAUAAUCGCAUUUUUUGUUAAUGGCGACAAGGAUGCUGUUAUAAUGAACUAUACUGAGGAAGAUGCAAUGGCCCCACUUAAGCAAAAUUCAGAAAGAAUAGUCACAUUUUUAGAGGAAGCAAGGACUUUUGAUAUAGAUUUUUAUUCUUACGGCCCAGUUGAUGUAUACCCAACAGUCAGAUUUGAUCAUCCACACUCAGGAUACCAAUCAAAUAUCAAGCUCUCCCGAAAUCCAAGCUACUUCUAUCAAUAUUAUAUCAUUCCGUCUUUGCUAAUCUUCUGAGUCUCCAAUGUUUCCUUCUAUAUUAACAAGAAUGGAGUCCCUGGAAGGGUAGUCUUGCCAAUUAGUUGUAUUUGGUUAAUAUCAUCGUUGCUGAGAAAUGUACAAAAAGAUAUUCCAAGGACAAACUCUAACUCUUGGAUAAUGAACUACAUUAUAGGAGUUCUUCUAUUUAUUGCGUUCUCAAUGAUUGAAUAUGCUUGCCUAAGUUGUUGCAUGACUUGGUACGACACACGAAGAACUUUGAUUAAUAAGCAUAUUGAUAAGCUCUCUAAAGCUUAUGAUAAAGAGAAUCCUCUGAACAAAGGCAGGCACCUGGCUGGUGUUGUUGACGACUCAAUAGAUGGCGUAUCCUCUAGUAGUUCAGAUAGCUCGGAUAGCUCAGAUAGCUCAGAUAGCUCAGAUGACAGCGAGGCUAAGUUUGAGAAUCAGCCAUUGAGAUCAGGACUGUUUAACCAAGAAAAUCAUGAAGGGAAAGAGGAUAGCGAAGAAAACCCCUUUCCUGAUAUAGUGAUUGAGAAGACUUCUCCGAAGCCUCCACAGAUCAUUAAGUCGAUCCUCAAAACUGGAAGAACUAAUGAUAAUAAAGACAAAAACCAGAAAGUUGACUUUGGGAUGUCCUUCAUAGAUGCCUCUAGGAACAGUGAAGGUGUUAUUGAAGGAAGGAAAACAGUUAAACUUAAGAAAGAGCCAUCUCUGUUUGAUGAUGACUAUGAGAUUAAUGUCAUUAGUCCAGCAAAGAAUAUAGAGAGGACUCCCAAGUGGAAUUCAGAGGAACCUCAAACGGUUUUAGAUAAAAAUGCCACGAUGGAGGAUGAGAAGAUAAAUCAAAAUGAACUCCCUGACAUUAAUGCACACCGCUCUCCAAUGUUCUCAAAUCUGAACAGAUCUUUUACCCUCACGAAUGAGUUUCCUCCUAGUAUUAAUCACAACUUAGGUUUUGAAUCAAGAGACAAUACAGAAAAGAUGAACAAAGUAGAAGGCAUGCAAGAAGCAUCGCCAAAUAUUGAGAUCAACAAAGAUGAGGAAGAGUCAGAGGAAGUUAAGGGAGAUCUUACAGGGAACUUCAUCCCUCGCACUUAUACUAUCCACGAAACCAACAUGAAUUUAGUUUCAGAGGAGAAUAAGCCAGUAGGAGAGCUUGAAAAAUCAUUUUGUAAUUCAGAAGCUCCUUUGGUCCCUGACUUGAAGUUUAAUCCCAAGGACAAAUCAAAGAGUGUGGCUAUUCACCAGCAGUCUUCAGAAGAGGUCAAGAAUAUAGAUGAUCCCAAGGAGAGCAUCGCUAAGAUUCUGAGAAAGCAUGCUCAUAAAGGGAAAAAGACCAAUGAUCCUGAGAAGUACAAAAGACUCAUCUAUCGCUUGACAAGGAUAGAGGCUAAGGAUAAUGACAAAAUACAGAGGUUAGAUAAGAGGACACAAAGGAGGAUCAGAAGGAUCCUAUACCUUGAAAAAUCAAAAUGGUUCUACUUCUGAGGAAUAAUAUCCGCAAAAAACUGGCUUGACUACUGCUGCCGCAUCCUGUACCCCUGAUUAUUUGUGCUGUUCUUGAUCUGUAUUUUCUUCAUCUAAGCAGAAGAUAAAUUUCUAUUCAUUGAAACAACUCAGACUGAUUCAGCAAGUAAAUGAUAUUUGAAUUGGGAAGUUAAUAUAAAAUUCUACAUUUAUUCUGAAGGAAUUUAGAAAAUAUGCUAUUACUUUCUAUGGUUUGGUAUAACAAAUC
Moneuplotes crassus is the source of this 2459-nucleotide messenger RNA. The record is from the annotation of a GenBank genome assembly. Lineage: Eukaryota; Ciliophora; Spirotrichea; Euplotida; Euplotidae.